Galdieria sulphuraria is the source of this 395-nucleotide messenger RNA. Its product is annotated as tyrosine specific protein phosphatase family protein. Lineage: Eukaryota; Rhodophyta; Bangiophyceae; Galdieriales; Galdieriaceae. Bases 9 to 350 code for a protein of 113 amino acids. The transcript has 5 exons. Gene Ontology annotation, molecular function: phosphatase activity. The record is from RefSeq and is a predicted model, not a curated record.
ACUUUGGGAUGGAAUCGGUACCUUAUGGAGGAACUCUUAUACCUCCUAUUAACUUUGGUAUGGUGGAGACCGACUUGUAUCGUUCUGGUGUACCGAAUGAACUAAGUUUUCCAUUUUUGGAAAAGUUGCAGUUGAAAAAAAUUCUCUAUUUGGCUCCUGAUGAAGUCUCUCAACAAUUUUUGAACUUUGUGGACGACCAAGGAAUCGAACUGGUGGCUUUGGGCUGGGAUGGUGAAAAAAGCCCUUGGAAGCCUAUUUCUGAAGAAGUCGUUUUAAAUGCUCUUGACUGUAUUUUGAACGUAGAUAAUUAUCCUUUGCAUGUUAUGNAAAACUACAACGAUGGAAUUUAACUUCCAUCUUUGAAGAAUAUCGAAGGUUUGCAGGGAGCAAAGUUC